Messenger RNA from Truncatella angustata, 1372 nucleotides. RefSeq names its product aldo-keto reductase. The record is from RefSeq and is a predicted model, not a curated record. The coding region runs from base 116 to 1132 and encodes 338 amino acids. The transcript has 4 exons. NCBI's taxonomy places the organism in Eukaryota, Fungi, Ascomycota, Sordariomycetes, Amphisphaeriales, Sporocadaceae. Gene Ontology annotation, cellular component: cytoplasm.
AAGAUGACCGUCCCACUCCAUUGCAAGACUCGUCACUAGCUAUCACGUCCGCCUAAAAUUUAAAAACGCCGACACACACAGAUCAAGGACAACUUAUCACACUUUCAUCUGCAACAUGCCUGAAGUCUCGACUCGGCCGCUAGGUAGGAACGGGCCCAUGGUGCCGCGCAUCGGCUUCGGCACCAUGGGGCUAUCUUACUCUUACGGCGCACCGAGGCCGGAUGAGCAGCGACUUGCUGUCCUAGACCAUGCCCACAAGAUCGGUGAAACAUUUUGGGACAGCAGCGACGUUUAUGCGGAUUCCGAAGAUCUUCUGGGAAAGUGGUUCGCCCAGACCGGCAAGCGAUCGGACAUUUUCCUUGCCACUAAGUUCGGCGCUAUCUGGUAUGGUCCAAACGACUGGUCUUUCCGUGGAGACGCCGCGUAUGUACAGGAAGCUUGUGAUAAAAGCUUGAAGCGACUUGGGACCGAUUACAUCGAUUUAUACUACCCCCACCGCCUCGAUGGCUCGACUCCGGUAGAAGAUAUUGUUGAUGAAAUGGUCAAAUUAAAACAGCAAGGCAAAAUCCGCUACCUGGGUCUAUCUGAAGUAUCCGCUGAAACUUUACGCCGGGCAUGCGCAGUCCAUCCCAUAAGCGCCGUUCAAAUGGAGUACAGUCCCUUCACAACUGACAUAGAGGACCCCAAGAUUGGUGUUCUUGAAGCCUGUCGCGAACUAGGUGUUGCAGUCGUCGCUUACUCCCCACUGGCGCGUGGCCUUCUGACUGGCCAGAUCCAGAGUCGUGCACAUUUUGAAGCCUCUGACGUUCGCCGCUAUUUCCCACGUUUUUCAGAGGAAAACUUUCCUAAGAACUUGGAAAUAGUCAAGGUCCUUCAGGAGAUUGCUGCGAGCAAGUCUUGCACGGCUGGGCAGUUGGCUUUGGCCUGGUUGCUUAGCCAGGGAGAUGAUAUUUUCCCGAUCCCAGGAACAAGCAAAAUCAAGUACCUUGAAGAAAAUACGGCAGCCAGUAUUGUGGAGCUCACUCAAGAAGAUAUUUUACGCAUCCGUGGAUUGGUUGAGAAUGCUGCGGCUGGAGCUAAAUGGCCUGAUUUCAUGGCUCUUGCAUUGUUUGCAGACACCCCUCCGCGAUGAGGUCGACACGUCCAUUUAUAUGAAGGCUUCAUCGUAUAGAGUAAAAUUAGGUGGCUUUCACUUGCGUUUUUUUCGACGCCGUUUUUUGAUGGUGCCGUUCUGCGGUGGUUUUUAUAGUUUACAGCUGGAGUUCGCUCAACAUCAUUUCAAUAAGCUUAUGAACCAUGCUCAUCCCUUCCUGUUCCUCGUCAUUAGCCAACUUCGAGCGACUUCCGUCGAGUCGACAACACCGUAGCUUUC